UGCGUGACUGCCUGUGAAAAGUUUGCCACCAACAAUGAGAGUGCCGCCAAGAUGAUCAAGGAGUCCAUGGACAAGAAAUUUGGCAGUUCUUGGCACGUGGUGAUCGGCGAGGGCUUCGGCUUCGAGGUCACGCACGAGGAGGAUGAUGUGGCGAAUACGCCGUCGCUCCAGGACAAUCUGUCUGUCCUUGGCACUCGUUUCCAUUUUCCUGCACCUCCUCCUGAUGUUUGUCUCCCUUUCUUUGUACCACCAACCCUGUGACCCCCCGCCACUCACUCGGACACCCAUCGCCACACACCUGGCAAACAAAAGCUACGGCUUCACGGGCGCCGCAGUUCUGGACGAAUCAACGGACGGGCCACGAAGACAUUCUCCCGGUGUCCCUCUGGACCAUUUCCAGGGCGGAAGAAUAAAAGCUGCCAUUGUUGAGCCUCUGGCGUCAAGUCUGGCGAAGCUACAGGCGCUGUUUAACCAUCCUCUUUACAAUGCGCCCAUGUCGGCUGUUCAAGACGAGGAUUUGUUGUUGAAGGUCAUACCAAAGCUGCGGUCCGAGAGGAGCUCCCAAAUGUGGGUGAGUAGAAGCCAGGAGAGUUACGACAACGCCCACUGGAACAGCAGCAGUGACAGUCAUCCCCCCUGGCUGCGUUUUCAUCUGGCCAUCUCCCGCUGGCAGCUAUACCCCCACCCGGACCCCAACAUGGAGUCUGUGAUCCAACAGCUCGCCACGCACCCCAUCGUCAGCUCAGUGCAGAAAACCGGGGGUACGCAGCUGAAGCUGGUGAUGUCAUUCCCAAACUAUGGGCAGGCCAUGUUCAAGCCCAUGAAGCAGGAAAGAGAUGAUGAAACCAACUAUAACCUCUACUAUUUCUCUGACUUUGAGCGUCACAAUGCAGAAAUUGGAGCCUUUCACCUAGACAGAAUUUUAGGGUAUCGGAGGGUACCUCCAGUCGUUGGGAGGCAGGUGGAUGUCGUCAAAGAGAUUAAAGACAUCACGACGGAUCGCAAACUGGCCCGGACGUUUUUUAACUCCCCCGUGGGCAAUGUGUGCUUCUACGGCCGCUGCUCGUACUACUGCUCCACAGAACACGCAGUGUGCGGCAAACCUACGGACUUGGAGGCCUCUUUAGCCCUCAUGCUGCCCGACCUCUCCCUGGCCAGACGGAGGAGCUGGCGAUCGCCAUGGAGACGCUCCUACAGCCGCAGCAAGCUGGCAAAAUGGGAGACGGACCCAGACUACUGCACGACCAUCAAGAAAACAGCGCCCUAUGACAAAGGAACAAGGCUGGUGGACUUCAUUGACAUGGUCAUACUGGACUUCCUAAUGAGCAACAUGGACAGACACCACUAUGAAACAUUCGAAAAGUUCGGCAAUGACACUUUCCUGCUGCACCUGGACAACGGCCGGGCAUUCGGGCGCCACUCCAAAGACGAGCCAUCCAUCUUGGUUCCAUUAGAGCAGUGUUGCAGAAUCCGUCGUUCCACCUGGCUCCGCCUGCGCCUCCUGUCCCUGCCGCAGUAUCGCCUCAGUGACGUCAUGCGGGCCUCACUUUCCCAAGACCCGCUGCAUGGUGUGGCCCCGUUGCUGACAGAGCCCCAUCUUGCCGCCCUCGAUCGGCGCUUGAAAACCGUGAUGGAUGCAGUAAGUCGUUGCAUGGAGAAGCAGAGUGAGAACGGGGGUGCCGAGGUCAUAUACGACGACAUCGACCAGCUGAAGGACAUGUAGACUCCCGUUGUGUCCAAGCCAACAAUUCUUCAAAAAGGCUUCAACCUGUUUAUUGCCUCUCGCAGUCAAGGUUUACUGUCAUACUAAAAAGAUAUGUCUUUAAAACCAACCACGUGACUUUCUUGGCCUUCGGAAAGUCCCCUAGCUUCCUGCUAACACAAUGCAAAAACGCCAUAGCUGGACUAACGAAACACCAAUGUUGCUCUGUUCUUAUAACCUGCAAGCAGCAGAUAUUUGAACACAAGUAGCACAGCCCACACAUGUAAACUUAUCAUCUAAAAAUUCACACGGGCAUUUAUUCGUUGUCCACUCUGAAAAGCAGUAAUAUUGUAAAACUUCAUUGAAAUCCAAAUGCUCGCUCCACCCCCAAUGCCGAGUAAUGUACAGCAAACAUUCACUGCAGUGUUCAGUUUUACCGGGACAUAUUCUUCAAAAGGUUGAAAAGUUGAAGUUAAGGCUCUUUGUUGCUUUUUUUAACCAUGGUUACCACCAUUUUUAUGUAUGGGUAUAAUAAAGCCAGUAGCUUUUAAUCACAA
Hippocampus zosterae (dwarf seahorse) is the source of this 2259-nucleotide messenger RNA. Its product is annotated as extracellular serine/threonine protein kinase FAM20C-like. Gene Ontology annotation, molecular function: phosphotransferase activity, alcohol group as acceptor. Gene Ontology annotation, cellular component: Golgi apparatus. Lineage: Eukaryota; Metazoa; Chordata; Actinopteri; Syngnathiformes; Syngnathidae. Bases 143 to 1723 code for a protein of 526 amino acids. The record is from RefSeq and is a predicted model, not a curated record. Gene Ontology annotation, biological process: protein phosphorylation. The transcript is spliced from 12 exons.